GCUCGGGUUAUCGCAGUCGGAAAUGGGUUAAAAGUUACUCUCGCUCGACAACGCGGAAGUAAUUGCAUUGGACUUAAUCCUGUUGAAGGUGCACAGGGGAGACAAAGUUUGACGCGACUUUACGUGUCAGUUGCAGGAGAGAAAAACGCGAGACCACAAUAAAUACACUCCACAUCAAGUGUAAUUGGAAGUGUGCAAAAUGGUGUGAUAAAAGGCGCGCCACUGCUUGACUAUAAAUUGCAUCAAGUGCACACAAAAGGACCUGUCAGCGUCACAGGAGUGGAGAGAGCAAGUGGGAGAUUUUCCCCUGAAUUUUCCCACCCAAAAGUGAAUGCCAUCGCGCGGAAAUGCCCUCCCUCGCGAUCUUAGGAUCCGAUUCCGGCACCCGGAAGCCAGUCGUCAGUGAGAAGGGCACCCAAAAUGGCCAGGAAGCAAAAUCCGAGAACCUCGGCAGCGUUUAUCUCAUCCUCGUAAUUCUCGUCUUUUGCCUCUUCACGGUGUUCGCGCUGCUCUUGUACGUUCACGUGAAUCAGUUGUCGGACAUUUCCGUCUUCCGGGACAACCUGAGAAGCGAUGUGGCGGUGGCGGAGAUUCAGGAAAUAGCCAGAGAGAUCUUCAGAAGGGAGUUCCAGCAGCAGAAGUUCUGGGAUGAGCUGAACGACCGCGAGAGCAACAACUUCGAGGGUGGAUCGGUGAGGAAUGAGCGAAAGGUGGUUCGAGAGCGUCGCAGCACAAAUUUGAUGGCGGAAAACGUGGUAUUCGGCAAUCCUGGUGAACCAUCUGGACCCGAAGUGGAGUUCUUCAACCCAAAACUCAAGCACGAGCUGGAGAAGAAGGACGUGGAGAUCAUGAAGAAGACUGGACUGAAGGGCGCCGCUCCGGGUGGCGAUUCGUGGGUUUGGCUCACGAGCUACUCUCGCAUUCCGUACGAAGCCAUCACAGGUUUCUGUCGUGCCACUAAGGAAUACUGUCCACCUGGUCCGCCUGGAUUUCCUGGUGUUCCUGGGCCGAAAGGCAAUCGCGGGGAUGUCGGUAUUCCCGGACCACCCGGACUGGACGGUCGCGAGGGAAAGCCAGGAGCGAGAGGACCGAAGGGCGAACCCGGCUUCCCGGGAAACCCUGGUUUGGACGGCAGAGAUGGAGUUCCCGGUGAGCCUGGCUUGGAUGGCGUACCAGGACGCGCCGGGGCGGACGGGAUCCCCGGAAAGGAUGGCAAGGACGGCAUUCCAGGCCUCGAUGGGCGCAAUGGUGACAAUGGCAAAGACGGACUCGCCGGCCCAAUGGGACCACCCGGACCGACUGGAAUGUCAGGAUCUCAAGGUCUCUCAGGACCUCGAGGGCGUCCUGGAAAGUCCGGCACGAAUGGCACUCCAGGAAUUCCUGGCAUUAAUGCGUGGAAAGUGAAGGUGAACGGCACAUUUUCCAGUGAACUCCUCAUUCCACCGUCAAUAGCUGGCUCAGAAACCAUGGAAUCCGCCAAGCCGGUGAUUGUCCACGAGGGGGAUCAUUUGAGGCUGCGAUGCGCCGCCACGGGAAAUCCAAAGCCUCACGUCGAGUGGCGCCGGGAGGACAGACUUCCGAUUUCCGUGGGAUCGUGGCAAGCGUCCUCAAUGGCGGGACACGCGCUGAACAUCACGAAAGUCAAUCGGGUGCACAUGGGCGCCUAUCAGUGCCUGGCCGACAAUGGCGUUCCUCCACCCGCCAAUGCAACCUUCUUCAUUGAAGUUCACUUCGCUCCAUUGAUCCGCGUCCGGAACCAAGUGGUUUACGCUUCAAAUGGCUCGCAUGCCAUCCUCGAGUGCGAGAUUGAAGCAUUUCCGGAAGCCAUUAAAUACUGGGAAAAGUUCCCAGAGGGAAAACUACUGGAACAUGGCAGACGAUAUCGAAUUGAGUCUCAUAUCGAUGGGUAUAAAUCCACAAUGAGACUCAAUCUGACUGUGAUGCACUCAACGGACUAUGGAGAGUAUCACUGCAUUAGCAAGAAUGAGAUGGGAAUCACGAGGGCAGUUUUUCAUCUUCAAGACCGGAAUCCCUACAUAAUCCGUCCGCUGCCAGAACAUACGGAAGUGGCAGUGUUCGGAACGAUGCCGCCCAAGAAAGAAUCCUUGGAUGAUCUUUGUCCGCCACCACCGCCGCCUUGCCCAGAUUGCCCGGAUCCCAAGGAUUUCAAGUGUAAAGACACGAUAGUGUCUCUUUUCGACUUAAUAGGAGGACAUCUGAGCAUAAUGCCGACAGGAAACAGGAGCUAUCCAGGUCUCCCAAAUAGGACAAUGGAUUGCGUGCUUUAUGCCGUGGGAAAGCCAGUUUACCACAAGUUCACUGAGCAGAAUUAUGGAGCGUGGCUUAAGGAUCCCACACCUAAGAAUGACGCCGUUGGUGAGAAGAUUUGGGCAACGAAAGAGAACGACAGCUUCCGGUUGUAUGAAUAUGCAAAUAAAGCGGUGUACAGAAAUAACGUGCCGACUAAGAGUUACCGUCUUGAGAGACCCUUUCAAGGAAACACUCAUGUCGUCCUGAAUGGCUCUUUCUACUACAAUGAGAAGAACCAGCCGAGGAUUAUUCGCUACGAUUUAUCAGUGGAACGCCAGGUGGCUUUCCGUGACAUCCCUGAUCUUGUGGCCAACGCCACGGGUCAUCUCUAUACCACUGAGUACAACAGUGUUGACUUCAGCGUUGACGACAACGGCCUGUGGCUCAUUUACGCCACUCCCGGCUCCAAUAACACCCUCGUGGCAAAGCUCGACGCCCACAAUCUGGACAUCCUCUACAGCUGGAACAUCAGCGUGAAUCACAGACGCGUGGGCGAGAUGUUUAUCGUCUGUGGCGUUCUGUACGCAAUCGAUUCCGUCACGGAGCGCAACACCAAGAUAAGGCUGGCACUGGAUCUCUAUCAUGGGAAACUGCUGGACGUCAACUUGGCCUUCACGAACCCCUUCCGGAAGACCACAACUGUUGGCUACAAUCACAGAUCGCGCGAGUUGUACACGUGGGACAAGGGCAACCAACUGACCUAUCCCAUUCGCUACCACGAGAUCGGAUACAACGCAACGUCGGCUGAGAAAGCGGACGAUUUGAGUGCUCAACUGCAAACGGGCGUCGAUGUGUUUCACGAUAGUGCAUCCGAGUGAAUAAAGUUUUACUACGACCAAAUUAUUUUUCUUAUUACCUGAAGUUGAGAAAAGCCACACAAAUCACACGCCCUUGCGGAGAUAAACUGUGUCACACCGCGUCGAAUUUGAUUGUGAAGACAAAACCGAAUGUCGGCAACAAUUAUAAUUCUGUGUUAUCAAAACGAUUGGUUAUAAAAUUUGAUGAUCGCGUGAUCUUUGAUGAUACAGAUAAACAUUUUCUUUUACUCUUGCCGUUUUCCCCUUUAAAAAUCAUUCUCAAGAGUGUCUGACGAAACUUCUGGCGUCUCAAACUGAUUCAUCCGAUUAACAGAGGUAAAUUUUCUUGAUUUUAGUAUUUGUAAGAUGAUAUAAAUUUUUUCUACAACUUUGUGAGCAUUUCUAAACAGAAAAAGUGUCGUUUUUGCUUUCAAUUUCUAUUGGAAAAUCGGUAAAAUCUCCAGAUAAAGCAGAUUCAGUGGGUUUAGUGUCCU
This is a messenger RNA of Phlebotomus argentipes, 3601 nucleotides long. RefSeq lists its product as uncharacterized. Gene Ontology annotation, biological process: signal transduction. The record is from RefSeq and is a predicted model, not a curated record. The coding region runs from base 348 to 3128 and encodes 926 amino acids. The transcript is spliced from 12 exons. Lineage: Eukaryota; Metazoa; Arthropoda; Insecta; Diptera; Psychodidae.